Petromyzon marinus (sea lamprey) is the source of this 3628-nucleotide messenger RNA. Lineage: Eukaryota; Metazoa; Chordata; Hyperoartia; Petromyzontiformes; Petromyzontidae. The record is from RefSeq and is a predicted model, not a curated record.
UUCUUGCUCUCUCUGCCGGCUAAUGCGGUCAAGCCUCUCGUGGCCGGGCGUGGGUUUUAUUUUUGCGACUUGUUCAAUGAGAGAGCCUUCAACCAGCAGUAGAUAGAGCGUGGCUGUUGACGGUGAUGACGGGAAAGUUAAUCGGCACGGUAUCCGAACCCGAUCCGGAUGACACUUAAAAAAAUCGCGCCCUGUAUACGCGAUAAUGAAUAACACGUUGCGUACAGUGUACUUAUAUAAGCCGUAGACGACGUGAGAAGGAAGGCGCGUGGGGGUUUAGCCCCGGCUCGAGAGCCCCUCCAGGCGGUAACGCGUCCCGACGCUUGUCAGAAGACGCGCGCUGCCCCUACUCGCAUGGCUGCUGGGGGAACGCGGGCGGGCGGGCGGGCGGACGGGCUGGGUUCGACCAGCACCACCGCCAGUGUUCCACCACAGCCGCGCCGCGAUAUUUAAUCGAACCGGCGACCUCCGGAUGGCAAAGGUGGUGAUGGAGGCGUACCAGCAAGCUCCAGAUGGAGGCUGGGGCUGGCUCAUUGUCCUGGCCGCUUUCGUUCAGGUGUCCCUGGUGUUUGGCGUGGUGCGCUCUGUCGGAGUCUUUUUCAUAGAAUUCACAGAAUACUUUCAAGAAUCCUCCACGGCCAUCUCAUGGAUCACAUCCAUUGCCCUCUGUGUGCAUCAGUUCGCAAGUCCCAUUGCCAGUACGCUCAGCAACCAGUUUGGGUCGAGAUCCGUGGUGAUCGUGGGCGGCAUUUCAGCUUGCAUUGGAUUUCUUUGCGCUUCCUUCGCACACUGUCUCCUGCACCUGUACCUUUCUCUUGGACUGUUGACAGGUUUUGGCUGGGCCAUGGUCUUCAGUCCAUCAAUAUCAACAUUGUCAAAGUAUUUUGAUAAAAGGAGAUCCUUGGCUUUAGGGAUUGCAUUUUCUGGCGUGGGAAUGUCGUCCUUCGCCUUCUCUCCGCUAUUUCAAAUGCUCGUGGAGACAUACACAUGGAGGGGAGCGCUGAUGAUCCUCGCUGGCCUUGAGCUCAAUCUGUGUGUCUGUGGUGCUUUGUUGAGACCAAUUCGCCUGAGAGAAGAUGAUCUGUUUCAAACUGAAAACGCAGCAAAACACCGAUCCUUGACAACACUGAAGAAGCUGCAUGCGUUGCUGGAUUUGGAUUUGCUCAAACAUCGCGGGUUUAUGGUGUUCACACUUUCAUUCACCUUCAUCAACACUGGGUUUUUUAUACCCUAUGUGCACUUGCUGGCACACCUGCAAAUGCUUGGCUUCAGUAGUUUGUCUGGAGCCUUCGUAAUAUCUGCCGUUGCAGUGGCUGAUAUAGUCGCUCGAUUGUUUUCUGGGUGGCUGGCAGAUCUGCGCAGAAUUCCUAUGGUACAUUUGUUUUUUUUUUUGACAUUCACGACAGGAAUAAUAAUUGUAAUUAUCCCUUUUGGACAAACGUACACGGACAUGAUUGUAAUUGGCAUCGUGUAUGGAUUUGCAAGUGGCGCGAUGGCACCGAUUGGUGUCUCUUUGCUCUCCAAAAUUGUUGGGAUUGCACGCAUUACCAGUGCAAUCGGCUUUUUGAUGCUGCUGGAAAGCGUUGGCAGCCUGCUGGGCCCUCCAAUCUCAGGUUUUCUAAAAGACUACACAGGGGAUUAUACAAUGUCAUUUAUUGCCUCCGGAUUGGUUAUUAUUCUCGGAUGUUUGGUUCUCCCGAUGCUGGAAAUUUUUUUUUCUUGUUCUACGUCCAUGGACGUUGCUAUGGAUAAACAACACCAAGGAACGGAAAAUGAAGACGAAUCCCCAGUGUCUGGUGAGGUAAAGCAACCUCUCGGGCGGCUCUCGGCCGAGCGAUGUGACCAACAUGAGGUCACCAACGGUGCAGAUCUACCACCCGGGGUGAUGUCCUCUCAAGUCAUUUGUGAGACUCCAUCACCAGCCACACAUGUGUGAGGACCACAACAACACGCGGUUGGGGCCAUACGUUACAAUUGGCGUUGCACAUCUACACCGAUAGUGUUAACAUUUUUCCAGAUUUAAUUUUUAAAUUAAAUCGUGCUUUUAUUUUUGUAUUGUCGGAAUUGUAUGCAUUCUACAGAGAUGACAGGGGUGAUUCAUACUUUGGGGUGGAUGGAAGCUAAAAUGUUGUGAAGCCAGGUCGCCCUUGUAAUAGCGGCGAUUACUCGUACACCACUGGGUUUAUUGCAUCUCCUGGUUAAAUAGCGGACUGCAAAACUCACGAUAGGGAAGUGUCACGCAUCUCAAAAUUGUGCUUACCCCCAUUAUCUUCAUAAUAACAUCACGAUGAUUGUUAACAAUGUAGUCAUUGUCACGAAGUCAUAAUUAUCUUGUUCAACAACAACAAUGUGGAUUAAUAUAGCAUUUUAUACUAUACUUUUGACACUACACAGGAACUGAUUUACAUCACCAAAUCCAGGAGACAUCAAUGACCAUGGACACUUGCCACGGUGACUGCACACAUUAAACAGAAUCACGCAAUGAAAUUGAGUUAAAAUUGUAUUAAGAGAAGACAACCAAAACCCACUGUCCUAUAAGGAGGGACCUAUUUACCCCUACAGCCACACACCCAUUAGUCAUAAUUAACUUGAUGGUGUUUGUACCAUAACAGAGUAGAAACAGCGGAGUAUUGUUGAGGUCGACAGCGAGGGCCUCACCGGUUUCUCGAGUGGGGUUGGCUCGAUGCUGUCAGUUUAGCGGCAGGAGGGAGCAGGGACUGUGCUCGCAUCGGGCAGAGAUCAUAUCAGUCUGUAAAUCAGUCUUCCGUGAGAAGAACUCUGAAGCCACUCAGGAUUAUUGGGGUGAUUUGAAUCAUCUCGGGCUGCAAGUGUGAGUCGACCCGUUGUAAUGAGUAUAUCAGUGCCUAUGCACUUGAUGUUUUUUUUGCAUUUUUACCAGCGUUGGUUAGGCUUAAAAGGAUCUCAUAAAUAUAAUUUACUCUUUAAUUGUAAAGAUAUCACUGUGAAUACAUGCUAUUCAGUUGUGUGCAGACUAUUUUACUGCAGAUUUUACUUGUUUAGAAAAUAACAGACCAUCGCCGAUUCUUAGAAUUGCCACAAUUGUUAACACCUCUGUUAAGGACUCAUUCUUAUGCAAGAGACGUGUGCCAGAUGGGUCAGAAAUAUGAAUUGGAUAGUGACAUGCAUCACAUGUGUGUGUGUCACGUAUGUGUCAAGUGUGUGACACGUUUCAGUUGUUGCAUUUAAGACAAUCCUGGUAUGGGGGAAGAUUUAGCCAUAUGGGGGAUGACGUCUGUGCCUUUGUUGACGGUAAAGUCACGUACCGAAAGAACCAAGAAUAUGAAUCCCUGCAGUCACGAAAGCUUUAAAUCGAAAUUUAGUAUCGUUUAUGUAAACUGCGGGAGAAACUGUGUUGAACCGGGGCUACAGUGUCCGCUCCGCUUGUGAAUGUAGACGUGGCGUCUGGUGCACGAGGUCCGCGUUUAAGUGACACGGGCGGUGGGUGGCAUUGGGUUCAACACGUGUAUAUGAGGAAACUUAUGUUAUUUUUUUAAAAUUAAAAGUCAAGAGAAAGAAGCAGUUUGUUUUUGGCAGUUGUGGUUUAAAAGGCAGAAUGAAUGUGAUGCGAUACUUUUUUAAAUAAAUCUUUGAAAAAAAAUCAACAUUA